Orbilia oligospora ATCC 24927 is the source of this 441-nucleotide messenger RNA. RefSeq lists its product as uncharacterized. Gene Ontology annotation, biological process: carbohydrate catabolic process; fungal-type cell wall biogenesis. Bases 1 to 441 code for a protein of 146 amino acids. Gene Ontology annotation, molecular function: mannan endo-1,6-alpha-mannosidase activity. NCBI's taxonomy places the organism in Eukaryota, Fungi, Ascomycota, Orbiliomycetes, Orbiliales, Orbiliaceae. The transcript has a single exon. The record is from RefSeq and is a predicted model, not a curated record.
AUGGGAUACACCGCUCAGGUUGCCCCUUACACCUACAACGACAUCAUGCCUCGGCUCAGGAAAAACGCCCAGUUAGCUGCUGCGACCUGUACUGGUGGAGCUAGUGGGACUGCCUGCGGGUUAAAAUGGAACACUGGACCUAAAUUUGAUGGUAUCAUGGGCCUCGGUGAACAGUUGAGCGCGCUUGAGGUCAUUCAGAAUACAGCCCCCUUUGUAGCCCCGGUAGGCUACCUGGUGGAUAUAGACAACGGAGGAGUUUCUAAGUCGAACCCGAAUGGAACAGGUACCCGGGGUGGUGUGCACAACCGAAACUCCCAGUAUCUCCCGUAUCGGUUGAGAAACUACGACAUCACUCUCGCAGAUCGUGUAGGUGCCGCUAUCAUUACGCUCGUUAUUGUCGUUGUUUUUGCCCUCGGUGCGAGGUUCACAAUGAUUCAUUAG